CGUAUGUCAUAAUACGUCUUGUAGUGGAGAUGAUAUUUUGGAAAGAAUCAUUAAAUUGUAUGUAUCGAAGAUAACGCCUUAUUAUUACAAUCGUGAUGAAUGAAUCGGUAUUGUGAGAUACCCAAGAUAUUGACAGGUUUGAAAACAAAUUGAGAGUUAGAUUCAGUGGAACCAAAAUAAACUACACCUUACAACUGUUGCAUCAUUUUAGGGCUAGUCAGUGAUGCUUAGGGCUUAGCUAAAGUGAUAGAACCUUUGCUGGUGUCACUAACGUCACUUUCCAAUGAUUCGGUGUGUAGUAACAGUUGAAGUGUUGAACUGCGUAGUAUUCAAGGUCACGGUUGAUCGCAAUGAGGACGUGAUGUCGCUGCUAAGUUAAGUUAAUCGUGUAGGUAAGCCGUGACCGAUAAUAUAUAUACAUUGGAGCAUCGUAUAUACGAUCACAUACUUUUACACCAAGUCCUAUUAUAUUAUAACUGGUUAUCAUAACAUUCUUCUUGUUCCUUUUAAUAGUCCUAUUAUAUUAUAACUGGUUAUCAUAACAUUCUUCUUGUUCCUUUUAAUAGCCCUAUUAUAUUAUAACUGGUUAUCAUAACAUUCUUCUUGUUCCUUUUAAUAGCCCUAUUAUAUUAUAACUGGUCAUCAUAACAUUCUUCUUGUUCCUUUUAAUAGCCCUAUUCUAUUAUAACUGGUCAUCAUAACAUUCUUCUUGUUCCUUUUAAUAGCCCUAUUAUAUUAUAACUGGUCAUCAUCACAUUCUUCUUGUUCCUUUUAAUAGCCCGAUUAUAUAAUAACUGUUUAUCAUAACAUUCUUCUUGUUCCUUUUAAUAGCCCUAUUACAUUAUAACUGUUUAUCAUAACAUUCGUCUUGUUCCUUUUAAUAGCCCUAUUAUAUUAUAACUGGUCAUCAUAACAUUCUUGUUCCUUUUAACAACCUUUAUCAUAGUAUCAUACCAUGAUGAAUUGUCGCAGUGGGUAACAUCUACAUGUGUAUCUUGCCAAGCGGUUUGGUGACCAUCAGUUCGAGGCCUGGUCACGGUACCAGUCAGAAAGUGUUAUCCUUCGUCAUUUGUGUUUCUAUCGUUUAAUGUUUUGCAUUGUAAACGUCCCAUCAACAGCUAUUGCUAUUCAGGGACGCACGUGUGUGGGUGAGCGUGGUGUGUGUGUGUGGGUGAGCGUGGUGUGUAUGUGUGUGCGUCAUAAAAGGCUGUGGACCUGUCUCUUUAAAAUCUCUCUAAUGCUGUCGGUUAUCCGUACUGAUCAAUCUCGUUUAAUUUACGCAGUACCUUUUAUUUAUACUAAGUAGCUCUAUUCGUUAAUACAUAUUUGGUUAUAUGGUUAAUACGGAUAUGCUAAUCAAUAACAGAUUAUUUUCUUUUUUAUUUCUAUCUAUGAUAUCUAUGCCUACGAUCUCCAUGACUUGAAGGAAUCGUUGUGAGCAUCAUGGAUCGUGGGUUCGAAUCGUGAUCUUGGGAAACAUAGUGACAUUAAUAUGAUUGUUAAAAAUAUUUGACCCUUAGAAGUUUUGAUUUCAGAUUCAUUAUCUAUCGUUCUCUAGCUUAAACUUAUUGAUAAAUUACAUCUGUUUCAAUGCAUCGAAAUAAGGCCGAAGGGGGUAACGCUAAGAAAGCUUUUCAGUUCGUGGGUGGACGCAUGCAGAGGAUCGUCAUUUUUCGCGACGGAUAAUUUUUUAAUGUUUAUUUUGUUUUCAUUUUCUGUUUGCAUUAAAACCUCGACAUUUUAAAUUUGAAGUAAUUAUAGGCAUUAUGCAGUAUUUGUCCUAGCUGAUCUUCACCAUAUUUUUUUGUUCUUUAUGUAAAUCUCUCACAGAUUACACUGCCAUGAGAUUACGUGUAUGCAAAGGAUAUUAUAAUGUUGGUCUCUUUCAUAGGUAGGAAUAGUCAAAAGUUCGUAAAUUCUUGGCUUCAUUACAACAAUUUUUGACGUUAUAAAAUUAUUUUAUUUGUAGGUCUUAAAUAUGCAUACAUAUAUGGACUAAAUAUGUCAUUUAUGUCAAAAUGAUAACAUUUUAUUACACCAUGUCGGAGGUAAAGCAUUUUAACAAGAUAAAAACACUUACAUAUCUUCUUUUGAAUAUAAUGGGAGUUACGAUUACUUCAAUGACAAAAGGUGUUUCCUCGGUUAUAACAUAAGUUAGACAGCAACAUAGCAUUGAGUUAUCUUGUCGGAUACAGCUUUGCAGCUACAGUAUCAACAUGGAUGUUUGUGUUACUAUUUCUGUAUAUUAAAAACCGCGCCAAGCGUAUCUAUGUCGAGAGACCUACAAAAUUAUCUUCUAUGUUUUCUUUAAAAAAUAGAUUGAAAUGUGACUUUACUAAUCGUUGUACGACUAACAGUAUAAUGUGUAUGUGUACUUAUUUCAGCUCUAGUGUCAGAUGAAUGGAAAUGGCAGGUUUUAUAACACUAAACAAUGGACGCCGAAUCCCUCAAGUAGCCCUAGGGACAUCACGGAUUUCUUCUGAAAAGCUAGAAGUGACCAUAAAGCGAGCACUAGACAUGGGGUACCGCCACAUAGACACAGCGUUUUUAUAUGGAAACGAGGCAGCCAUUGGUAAAGCACUUCAUGAACAUAUGGCAUCUACGAACCUUAGUCGACAGGAAAUAUUCGUCACCACAAAAUUAUUCCCAACUUAUAUGAAGGGAAGUGCUGUAGGACUGGCCCUAGACGAAAGCCUCAGGAGACUUAGACUUGACUAUGUUGACCUCUUUCUUAUUCAUCUCCCGUGUGCAAUGAAGGAAAUUGAAACUUACCCUUCGAAACCUACACAGCCUACAGAAAUGAUGUCCGUGGAUUUAAGGGAAACAUGGAAGGCUAUGGAAGAAACAGUAUACAAGGGUAAGGUGCGUUCGAUUGGCGUGUCGAGCUUCAACUCCAAACAAUUAGCCUACAUCUGUGAGACUGCCCGAAUACAACCCGCCAUCAACCAGGUGGAGGCACAUGCCAGAUUACCCCAGAAGAAUCUCCACGAGUUUUGUAAAUCCAGGAAUAUCCUACUGGAAGCGUUCUGCCCUCUAGGGUCACCAUUCUUUAUAGGACCGACAGAAAGAAAUACGGUUCAAUCAAGGGAUAAUUUGGUGGAAAAUCCUAUUAUCAUGGAUAUUGCCGAGAAUUAUAAACGCACAGCAGGGCAGAUUCUACUUCGGAACCUUGUACAGAGAGGUAUUGCUGUUAUUCCGAAAUCCGAAAACCCGAAGAGGAUGAAGGAAAACUUACAGAUUUUCGACUUUUCUUUGAGUGAAACGGACAUGAACAAGAUAGAUGAACUUAACAACGGAGAACGCCGAUUUAUCCUUACUUGGUACAAGGAUCAUCCAGAAUAUCCUUUUCACGAAGACUUUUGAAACCAACUCUCCAAAGAAACAUGAAAUGUGUUUUGAAUCAGUAUCAAGACGUUUCGGGUUUCCUUCCAGGAAGAAAGUGCAUGGACAAUAUACAGAUAUAUGAAUUGUUUCGCCUAUUGUUUAACAACUAUGAUAUAACGCAACUAUAGUCGGGUAGUACGAAUGGACCCAACAAAUGUAUCUCUGCUUCUAUGCUUUUACGUCUUUAUUCAUCUAUGUCUCUGUAUCUAUGCCUCUAUGCUUCUGUGCCAUUUUUUCUUUAAGAUAUACGUCAGCAGUCAUCUCCUAUUAUAGCGGUGUGGACCUUUUGUUGAUGUUUUUGUUUAAAUUCGUGACCUGUUAUGGUCUGUGUGAAAAAUAAAAUCAAAGACACAAAUGUAUAUAAAAUGUUUCGAAAAAAUA
Molecule: messenger RNA, 3765 nt
Organism: Pecten maximus
Lineage: Eukaryota; Metazoa; Mollusca; Bivalvia; Pectinida; Pectinidae
Product: aldo-keto reductase family 1 member C15-like
Exons: 10
Coding region: 2401-3363 (320 amino acids)
Cellular component (GO): cytosol
Molecular function (GO): aldose reductase (NADPH) activity
Source: RefSeq, a predicted model, not a curated record